Rhipicephalus sanguineus (brown dog tick) is the source of this 1590-nucleotide messenger RNA. RefSeq names its product probable chitinase 10. Gene Ontology annotation, biological process: chitin catabolic process; carbohydrate metabolic process. Gene Ontology annotation, cellular component: extracellular region. The transcript has a single exon. The record is from RefSeq and is a predicted model, not a curated record. Gene Ontology annotation, molecular function: chitin binding; chitinase activity. Lineage: Eukaryota; Metazoa; Arthropoda; Arachnida; Ixodida; Ixodidae. Bases 1 to 1590 code for a protein of 529 amino acids.
AUGGAUGUGUGCUACGAAAAUCUGGACAAAAAACCAAUCGUGCCACUCGCAUCUCGCAAGCUGCCCCAAACAACGAAAACGACCCGACGACCAGCGAGAUCUAGAGAUGGGAAGACGCCCCUGCAGCAACACCGAAAGAUGUACUACAUCUGGUUCUUCGCCAACAUGGCUUGGGCCAUUCUAGCUUUCCCCUUAGGAGUGGCAUCUAUCGCUCUCGCUCGGAACUACCAGAUGUAUCGCGACCAGAUGGACCACGCCUUGGAAUGGAAAGAAAGGUGGGCCCACUCCACGAAGCCAGUGCCAGCGCUGCGUCGUUCUGGUGGCGGCGUCGCCUCCACGUCCACGAGAGUAUCCGAGGUGUCGUACCGGGAGUCGAGUGAGUGUCGUAAGCCGCGAGUGCUUCCGGAGUCACCCUGGAAGCCGCCUUUUACGGAUCCCAUUGAAGACUACCCCGCGGCUGAGCUGGUAGAGGGUCCAAUCUUCUGCAUCUUCAACCACAGUAGCUACAAGAGAGACAAAGAGUGGGCCUUUCGCACGGGUCUCGUCAACGGUCGACUCUGCACGCACGUCGUCUACGCUUCCGCAAGAGUCACCGGAGACGAACUGGCCAGCGCCGAUCCCGGCUUCGAUCUGGUCAAGGAGGGCUUCAAGAACUUGGCCCUUCUCAAGACAAAGUACCAGCACCUGAGAGUUCUCGUGUCUUUCGGCGAGUACGAGAGGGGCAGCGCGAACUUAAGUAUGCUCGCCUCAUCGGCGGUGCGAAGGGCCAAGUUCUCGCAGAAUGUGUUGUCCUGGCUGACCGAAAACGAUUACGACGGAGUGCACGUCCAUUGGACGGUCGCGGAUGCCGGAAGCUGCGGGUCUCCGCACGACGCUACAUGGCUAUCGAAGCUCGUCGACAAGCUGAGGUCGACCCUGUCGCGCAACUACACGAUUGCGCUGACGAUGCCGCCGUUCAAGGCUCGGAGGCACGGUUACGCGUUAGAGGACCUCGUGGCUAAUGUCGACUACUUGAUCGUCCGGACGCACGACAUUCACGGUCCUUAUGAGAACGCGACGCACUGCGCGUCGCCCUACAACAGCGAAGGGCCGUCUCUGACCAGCGUGCUCAGUGACGUCGUCGAAGACGUGCCUCCGUACACUACGCAGAAGAUCUGCUUCAGCCUGUCCUUAGCCGCACUGUCGUUUCGUUUCGGCUAUGCGAACUCCCCAAACAGGGACUCGACGCCCGCAAAAGUUCUCGGACCAGGCGUCGAAGGAAACGUCACUCGCACCAGAGGUCGCAUGGCCUUCUACGAGGUGUGCACGCUCGGCGACCAGAGCGCGUACUUAGACUUCAAGGAGAUUUGCUCCUACAAGAGGUUCGCGAAUAAUUGGAUUGGUUACGAAAGUCCCACUUCGCUGUCGUCGAAAAUUUCCGAGAUAUUCAGAAGGCUUAAGAUAUACUGCGUCGUAAUGUGGGACAUUGAUAUGGACGACGCGAAAGGGACGUGUGGGUUAGGUCGCACGCCUCUCCUGGCGUCUGUCCAUAAGGAACUCGUGAUUGCCUCCACGCAUAACCGAGCUGCUUCAACACAGGAAUCACUGUAA